Messenger RNA from Monodelphis domestica (gray short-tailed opossum), 3603 nucleotides. RefSeq names its product MAPK activated protein kinase 2 (gene MAPKAPK2). The record is from RefSeq and is a predicted model, not a curated record. Gene Ontology annotation, molecular function: protein kinase activity; ATP binding. Gene Ontology annotation, biological process: protein phosphorylation. NCBI's taxonomy places the organism in Eukaryota, Metazoa, Chordata, Mammalia, Didelphimorphia, Didelphidae.
GAAGCCGAGGCUCUGACGCGGCCGCCGGGCCCCGGGGCUGGAUACAUUGUCGCGCUGAGCUUCCCCCGGGCCGGCCCCCAGCCGUCCCCGCGCGGCUUCCCGCAGCGCCAGGCCCCCUCCCGGGGGCAGGCGCGAGCCAGCACGCCCGGACGGACUGACGGACCGAUCGACCGAGGCAGCCGACGGGCCGAGGCUGGAGCCGGGGCUGAGCUGGGCUGGGGAAGCCGGUUCUGCCGCCGCCGGGGAGCAAACUUCCCAGCCGGGCGCGGGGUGGCGGGGGCCCCGUCCAGGGCCGGAGGAGGAGACGGCCCGGAGUCCUCCUCCUCCUGCUCUCCUGUCUCCCGGCACCAUGCUGUCUAACUCACCCGGCCAGACCCCGCCCGUGCUGUUCCCCAAUCCUCCGCCGCCGCCCCCGCCCCAACAGCCCCAGCCCCCCUCCCAGUCCCAGCCCCAGCCUCAGGCUCCGGUACUACCUCUGCCGCCGCCGCCGCCUCCGCCACCGCCGCCGCAGCAGCAGUCACAGCCGCCGCCGCCCCCCCAACCCCCCCAACAGUUUCCCCAGUUCUAUGUCAAGUCGAGCCUGCAGAUCAAGAAGAAUGCUAUCACGGAUGACUACAAGGUCACCAGCCAGGUCCUGGGGCUCGGCAUCAACGGGAAAGUUUUGCAGAUCUUUAACAAGAAGACCGGGGAGAAAUUCGCCCUCAAAAUGCUUCAGGAUUGCCCCAAAGCCCGAAGGGAGGUGGAUCUGCAUUGGCGAGCCUCUCAGUGCCCACACAUUGUCAAGAUCGUGGAUGUCUAUGAGAACCUGUAUGCAGGAAGGAAGUGUCUCCUGAUCAUCAUGGAAUGCAUGGAUGGUGGAGAGCUCUUCAGCCGCAUCCAAGACCGAGGAGACCAGGCCUUCACAGAGAGAGAGGCGUCAGACAUCAUGAAGAGCAUCGGUGAAGCAAUUCAGUACUUACACUCAAUCAACAUUGCUCACAGGGAUGUCAAGCCUGAGAAUCUCUUAUACUCUUCCAAACGGCCCAAUGCUAUCCUGAAGCUCACUGACUUUGGCUUUGCCAAGGAAACUACCAGCCAUAAUUCCCUCACUACCCCUUGUUAUACACCGUACUAUGUGGCUCCAGAGGUCCUGGGCCCUGAGAAAUACGAUAAAUCCUGUGACAUGUGGUCUUUGGGUGUCAUCAUGUAUAUCCUACUAUGUGGUUAUCCUCCAUUCUAUUCCAACCAUGGCCUUGCCAUCUCUCCUGGCAUGAAGACACGAAUCCGAAUGGGCCAGUAUGAGUUUCCCAAUCCAGAGUGGUCAGAAGUAUCAGAGGAAGUCAAAAUGCUUAUCCGGAAUCUGCUAAAGACAGAACCAACUCAAAGAAUGACCAUCACUGAAUUUAUGAACCAUCCUUGGAUUAUGCAAUCAAUGCAGGUCCCUCAGACUCCACUGCAUACAAGCAGAGUCCUAAAGGAAGACAAGGAGAGGUGGGAGGAUGUGAAGGAAGAAAUGACCAGUGCCUUGGCCACCAUGCGCGUUGACUAUGAGCAGAUCAAGAUUAAGAAGAUUGAGGACGCCACCAACCCUCUGCUCCUAAAGAGGCGGAAGAAGGCCCGGGCUCUGGAGGCAGCCGCCCUUGCUCACUGAGCCACCCUCAGCCCUCCUCUCACCCUGUUGGAGGGAAAGCAAUAACUCUCUAAGUAUAUUUUUUAAAAGCAGAGACACAGAACUGUCCUCCUCCUGCUCCCGCCUGCAUGGAGCCCAGAAACUUGUCAGCAGAUGAAUUCUGAUCCUUUAACUGCCACCUUCCCUGGCGCUCCUGGACUUCCCCCGGGAGCACCCAACUCCUGGGAGGGUGAGGACAGGGGAGCAAGCUGCUCUCAAGACCUUCCUCAUUGUGCAGUUUUUCUUGGCUGAUUUGGCCUUGACUUUUUAUAAAAUUUCUAUUUUUUUCUCCUCCAUCCCCUCCUUUUCCUCCCAAGUCACAGGAUGAUUUUUAAAAAACAAAGUAUUUGGGGAGCUGCUUCAGGGAGGUGACUCAGUGUCUGUAUCUUGUUCCCUCAGCUCUCUCCCUCCCCUCACCCAAGGCUGAGGCUUCCAUGGACUUGGGAGCCAAGUGGCUGGGAAGCCGAGCCCUGUGGAGGAUAAAACUUUUGUGAUGCGGGAUCCAAGGGGGAGCUUGGCCUCAGGGGUGAGAGUCAGGAAGCUUCCCUUUGCCUUAGCUCAAAGGCCUUGGACAACCGUAGCUAUGGUCAAGGAGCAGGCAUACAGGGCUGUAUGUGUGAGUGUGUGGACAGGGCGUAUGAAUCAGUGUGCUGAUAUGGUGUGUUGGUGGUGGGAGGGGGCUCCGAUGCAACUCAGGGGGCCGAAAUUCCCCUUUGGGUCUGACACAGACCAGGGAAAAGUCCACAUAUCUAUCUCCGUGGGAAGCUGGCUAAGAUUUUGAAACUGGCUUAUGAUCUUGGUCUCUAGCAAGCAGGGCUCUGGGGGCAAGGGGAAGGGCUUCCCUGACACUGGCACUGAGAUAAAAGGGACAGGAGCCUUCCUCUUCCUCCUGCCAAAUCUUAGCAUUUAGUGCAGAAUUUCAGUCUUCCCUCCCUCUCUCCCUCCUCAGUGAAUGGGAAGGCAAUACUACCUUGUGGAGAAGGGAGGAUUCAGAAUGCUCCCUCUUUUCCCACUUUCCCUGAACACUAUGUGUUUGGAAAAAGAAGCUUCCCUCCUCUUUCCUACCCAGAUGUAUACAGGGCCAAAAGAUAGUGUCCAGGACCCUGUUUUUGUUUUUGUUUUGCUUCUCUCCUUCCCCCUCCUCCCAAACCAGGAGCCAGUCUGAGCCCACAAAAUCUGCUGCCUUCAUCUAGGAGCAGACAGAGCAUGCCACUCUAGAAGAUGAGUGGGAGAUAAGGUCCUUUGGGCCUUUGUGGUUAGGAUCAUCCAACUUAUCCCAUUUGCCUCCUUCCCUUAUUUUAAAACUCUAUUGGUUUAUAUUUCCUCAAUUUUAGCCUUUUUUUUGUUUUUGUUCUUGGGCCACCUUUUAGUCUCCCACCCUGAGGAUGAGCCUGGGCUAUUUGUUACGACCAGAAAGAUUUUGUUUUGUUUGGCUCUCUCUUCAGCAGUGGGAACCACCCCAUACUUUUCCCCCUUCCCAUGGCUUACUUUCUCUGGGUUAUCUUUUCUGUCCUCUUGAGUGACCCGGAGGACAGAGAGGAAGCCUUCUCACCAAAGAUGCCCCACCUCUACCCUCUUCUUCACCCAUGGCUCUAUUGGCCCUUCCAUGACUUCUCCAACUGGCCAAUGGGGGUGGAGAGACACCUCUUCCCUGUUCUUCCCAGUAUUAAGUAGGAGUGGAAUUGGGAGGGCCCUCUGUGCUAGUGUCUUAGGCCAUCUCCCCCUCACUAGCAUAGUGGAGGAGGCAGGGGAAAGGAGUUGGGAGUAGCUUUUUAGUUCUUCAUCUCCCUCAGGGGCAUAUGGGGAAGGGGGCAUUAGGGGAUUGGGUUGAGUGCCUGCCAUGCCCCCGACCUUCCUCUCCCUCCCCCAGUGGUAUGUCUGGCCCUUGGAUUAUUGUUAACAUGUUGUUUUGUAUGAUCAAAACUGUCUUUACUAAACAGAUUUAAUAGUUGGAA